This is a messenger RNA of Staurois parvus, 270 nucleotides long. NCBI's taxonomy places the organism in Eukaryota, Metazoa, Chordata, Amphibia, Anura, Ranidae. The record is from the annotation of a GenBank genome assembly.
GUACCCCUCUACCAGGGGCGUACUGACCAUUUGGAAACUCGGGCACUGCCUGAGGGCCCGGGGUCAAUAGGGGGCCCCAUGAGAUGCCCCUGGUACCCUUUUCAUAGCUUUUUUGAGUUUGGGCAAGGACACAGGGGCCCCAUGAUCCCCUAUUGCCCGGGGGCCCCAUGAGUUGUCAGUCCGCCCCUGCCCUCUACCAUGGAGUGAUGAUACCCCUCUACCAGUUCAGCAGAAUGAAGGUGCCCCUCUAUCAGUUCAACAGAGUGAUGG